ACAAUUCCAUUACAUUAUCCAUUUGUAGUUAAGUCCGUUAAUCCCACGCAUCACUCGGAUCUUCACGACACUCGUCGAUCUGCAGUCCUCACGCGUAGCCCCCCCUCUCUUAUUGAUCAAACAAUUCAUUCAUUCACUCAUUCAAUCGCCACUCCCAACCCCACCUCUCCCUUUCAUCGCCGAAUCAUCACAUAAAUUAACUUCUUUGACUCCCAGCAACUCCACUUGCACCUGCAGAUCACAUUCACAUUCACAUGCUUUCGUGUAUAUUUAAUUAUUUAUUAAUGGAUGCGGACACAUGAUGCUCUGAGAUUGUUCGAGAUAGCUGAACUGAAAGUCAAAAAAAUCUGUUCUUGAUCCGAAUUGGGGGAAGACAUGGAUGAAGCUUUGUUGGGUGGUCGCAGAGAGGCCGGCGGCAGCGGCAGCGGCGGCGCAGGAUGGGACCGGAAGCGUUUGUUCGACAGAAGAUCCGACGCUAUUGCUCACGGAUCAACGUAUCAGAAGGCUGCUGCUUUGGUUGAUCUUGCUGAAGAUGGAAUUGGCAUACCAGAGGAGAUUCUUGAUCAAUCUAGCUUUGGAACCUCCUUAAACUCAUAUUUAAUGUUUUCACGAUUUGAUUUCCUUUGGACCGUCAACUACUUUGCCUUAAUUGCUCUGAAUUUCUUGGAGAAACCUUUAUGGUGCACUGAGAACUGCAAUAAUCGCGACUACUACUUUCUAGGAGAGCUUCCAUUCCUCACUACUGCUGAAAGUCUUGUUUAUGAGGGUGUGACUCUUUUGAUUCUGGUUGUACAUAUACUUUUUCCAGUAUCAUAUGAAGGAUUCAAUAUCUUCUGGAAGAGUGUUCUUAAUAGACUCAAGGUACUCUUUUUAGUAAUACUUAUUGUUGAUCUAUCAGUAUAUAUUGUUUAUCUUUCUCCAGCAGCAUUCGAUACUCUUCCAUUCCGUAUUGCACCUUAUAUCCGGGUUGUCUUUUUCAUUCUUAACAUAAGGGACAUACGGGAUAGCAUAAUCAUUCUUUAUGGAAUGCUUGGCACUUAUCUCAAUGUCAUGGCUUUAUUGCUUUUAUUCCUUCUGUUUUCUAGUUGGUUGGCGUAUGUUAUCUUCGAAGACACUGAACAGGGCAAAACUACAUUUACCUCUUAUGGUGUAACAUUGUACGAGAUGUUUAUUCUGUUCACAACUUCCAACAAUCCAGACGUCUGGAUUCCUGCAUACAAGCAAUCACGGUGGAAUGUUCUAUUCUUUGUCGUUUUUGUGCUUUUGGGGGUUUACUUUGUCACCAACUUGAUUCUUGCCGUUGUUUAUGAUAGCUUCAAGGGUGAGCUUGUGAAGCAAGUGGCUGAGAAGGAUCGAACUAGAACAAGGGUACUGAAGAAAGCAUUUAACCUGAUUGAUGAGAAUGAGCUUGGUUACCUUGACAAGGAUCAGUGCAUUCGUCUAUUUGCAGAACUGAACAAAUACAGGACAUUGCCCAAAAUAUCGCGCGAGGACUUUGAAUUGAUAUUCUAUGAGUUGGAUGAUAGUCAUGAUGUCAAGAUUAAUUUGGAAGAAUUUGUUGAUCUGUCGCAUGCCAUAGGACUCAGAUUUCAGAAAGAGGAAUCAGAACCUGUUUUUCGAAAUUGUUGUCCCACAUUCUACAACUCUUAUGCAUCUGAGAAAAUAAAAGAGUUUGUUCGAAGCGCCAUAUUCAAUUACAUUGUAGCAUUCAUUCUGAUCCUGAACUUUGUUGCUGUUGUUAUUGAGACAACGCUUGAUAUCGAGGAUAAUUCUGCUCAAGAUGCUUGGCAGAAAUUGGAGUUUGUAUUUGGAUGGAUUUAUGUCCUGGAAAUGGCAUUAAAAGUUUAUGCCUAUGGGUUUGAAAAUUAUUGGAGGGACGGACAAAAUCGCUUUGACUUUAUAAUUACAUGGGUUAUUGUAAUAGGAGAAACAGCAACUUUUAUCACCCCCACCGGAGGCAGUUUCCUCUCGAAUGGUGAAUGGAUUCGGUAUCUUCUGAUAGCAAGAAUGCUACGACUGAUUAGGCUUUUGAUGCAUGUUCCACAGUAUCGUGCAUUUGUGGCUACGUUCUUUACCCUAAUACCAAGUCUAAUGCCGUACCUGGGAACCAUAUUUUGUGUAAUGUGUGUAUACUGUUCCCUCGGUGUACAGAUCUUUGGUGGGGUAGUUUACGAUGGGAAUAUGGAUCUCGACCGGACUGACCUGAAAGAUAAUGACUACUUACUCUUCAACUUCAAUGACUACCCCAAUGGCAUGGUUACGCUUUUCAAUUUGCUAGUGAUGGGAAAUUGGCAAGCAUGGAUGCAGAGCUACAAGGAACUGACGGGAACAGCUUGGGUCUACGUCUACUUCAUCAGCUUCUAUCUCAUUACAGUGUUACUCCUUUUGAAUUUGGUGGUGGCUUUUGUCUUGGAAGCUUUCUUUGCGGAAAUGGAACUCGAAGCUUCUGACAAAUCUGAAGAGGUGGAUGUUAAGGAUGACAAUGGAAAGGAGCGAAGGCGUCGUCUUGGUGCUAAGUCGAGGAAUCAGAGGGUUGACAUGCUUCUGCACCAUAUGCUGAGCGCAGAGCUGAAAACCACCGAAUGCUCCGAGGCAUAAACUGGAUUCACAGUGAUUACUCUCUCCCACAUUUUCGUCUGUUUACUGCAAUAAGUCUCCCGUUCUUCAUGUCCAAAUUUUAUAUGGAACUCACCGAGGACAAUCUGCAGGUUCCCUUUGUUAUAUCAUGUCGAUGAUCGAGCUUUUUUGCAAAAUGAAUUAUUACAGGACUAGUUGUUUUAAGUGUGGUUUGAUCUUUAGGCCAUUGGAGGUUGUGAAAAAUGCUUCAGUCUUGUUUUGGUUAUUACUACUAACAUAGUUUAU
Messenger RNA from Andrographis paniculata, 2862 nucleotides. RefSeq names its product two pore calcium channel protein 1A. NCBI's taxonomy places the organism in Eukaryota, Viridiplantae, Streptophyta, Magnoliopsida, Lamiales, Acanthaceae. Gene Ontology annotation, molecular function: voltage-gated calcium channel activity; calcium ion binding. The record is from RefSeq and is a predicted model, not a curated record. The transcript is spliced from 23 exons. Bases 376 to 2598 code for a protein of 740 amino acids. Gene Ontology annotation, cellular component: vacuolar membrane; plant-type vacuole. Gene Ontology annotation, biological process: calcium ion transport; transmembrane transport.